Molecule: messenger RNA, 1182 nt
Organism: Strongylocentrotus purpuratus (purple sea urchin)
Lineage: Eukaryota; Metazoa; Echinodermata; Echinoidea; Camarodonta; Strongylocentrotidae
Product: RPA-interacting protein B
Exons: 7
Coding region: 301-984 (227 amino acids)
Biological process (GO): protein import into nucleus
Cellular component (GO): nucleus
Source: RefSeq, a predicted model, not a curated record
CUUUCAAAAUCUGAGUUGUUUUUGUCAAGUGGUCUUCUUUCCGCUGGGAUCUCAUUGGUAGAAUAAUUUGUUAGUGUUUGAACUGAUUAAGUUUUGAUUUCACUUAUGAAGUGAGCUUCAUAAAUAUUUAUCACUUCAUUUCCGCAUAUGCUGUAGGACGAAGCACAGCACAGUGUUAAAUAUUUUAAAGCCACGGCAGACAUUUUUAAAAGGCUAAGUUGUGAAGUUGUGCUUUUAUUUUGCUUACAGCUGAAACUCGGGGAAAAUUAAUUAGAAAGGUCAAAGUGACACCUAGACUCUAUGGCAGAUUCUCCCUUUACACCAAGUUCAAAACGUCGAGAUAUGUACAAGAAGACAACUCCAUCCUGGAAAGAUGCCUAUAGAAAGAGAUGCUUUGACAGGCUGCGAGGGAGCAGGGAGAGUCUCCUCCAGAGGUUCAGAGGUACCUCGCCUGGUUCUUCACCGUCUACCGCAAGCCCGUCGUCUAGAAUCGGGAGUAGUCCCGGCAGUCCCAGUCUGAUGGUCACACGGGUCAUGGAGGAGGAAUGGAGGCUCCUGACAAGGGAGGAUCCAUCUUUUGCACUCAUAGAAGAUGAAUUGGACCUGAGGGAGGAGCUCCAAGAAGAACUCAUGAAAGAAGAAAUGAGCAUCAUAUCCGAGUACGAAACUAGCCUGAGGUUGGAGGAAGAACAGUUACAAGAUACUGUCAACCAUUUCACUGAAGGCUCAGUCGUAUGCCCUCUCUGCCAAAGAAACUGGUUGCUCAUGAAUAAGGGUAUCGUCUUCUGUUCCUGUGGGUUGAGAAUUGACACAGCUCAAGAUGGUCUGAAUCUCGAGAACAUUGGUCAGACUCUUGAGCUAGGGGUCAGUCAACACAGCACCCUCUGUCCAGUAACGCCUGUCUUUGCUCUGUUGGAACUGGAGAGACUACAGAACCUUGUCAUGUCAUGUGAGACAUGCGGAUUCCUGCAUAUUGUAAUAUAGCAUAGCAUCCUGGCGAGAGGGAUGGACAAGACAACUGUCUGCAGCUAGUAUUACAUCUGCUGAGAGCCAGAAGGGCAUUGAAUGGGAUCAUUUAAUACAGCCUUAAAGGUAUAGACCAGUUUUGAAAACGCCCCCUCUCAAAAAUGAAAUGGAAGUUCCUAUUACAAAUCAUGUGAAAGAAUAUGUUUCGACUAAUAC